UGUUGCCACCACAGUUUCCAUAGCAGCAGCUGCCCUGCUUUUUGUCUUGCCAUGGGAUAUGUAUUUCCCCACAGAAAGCUGGUGCAUACAGAAGAGAAAAGAACACAUUUGCAGGCCUCUUUCUCAGCACUGGGGAUUCAGUCACACCAGCAUGCUUUGUCAGGAGAUCCCAAUUCUGGAUCUGUGUCUAAACCUACACAACUGGAGACAGACAGACAAAAAGACUCGGCUGUGACCAUUCCACUCUUCACCAUGUUGCUCCAGAAUUGGAGAGGAUUUGCAGGCUUGCCCUCCCAGCACUGUCCUAGCAAUGAACAUUUCCCACAUGGCUUCGCAGAAAUUGAGUCCAUGGGAUUGCCCAGCAAAGUUGCAGAAAGUUCUAGAAGAAACCAUCAGCCCUCUCAACCAUUUUCUGCAGCAGAGCUGAAAAGGAUCAACAUGGACCUUUCUCCAAAGGUUCUCCUUCCAUCAAAGAUAGUUGUCAAUGGGGCAUCAGGACUGCUGGAGCUCAGCAGCUCAAGAGGCCGAGUGGGAGAAUACAGCAGGGAAUUCCUUCACCCCAAGCAUCCUCAGAGAGCCAGGUCUAUGAGUCCACCACAAGUGCUCCACACGAAAGGCAGCAGAAUGUACGUGUGUCAGGCAAGAGAUAUAUCAGAUGGUACAGAACACAAUAGCUCAACCGUCAGAAGGAGGCCUUAUUUCUAUCGCCUCCCAAACUGGAAUACGAGGGAGGAUAGUUCCACACAGCCGCUAGCUGGAAGGAGACAGAGCUGCUCAGAGUUGGACCUGCGGGCAUCUUUACCAGAAGAGCUGCCAAGGAAACUUGAGGAGGGAGAAACCUGCUCCGUGAGGAACCUUGAGCUGGAACUCAACAUGAUGCUCUUUGAGCUGUUCUCCCUGAAGCAGAAGCAGAUGGAGAGCUCUUUCGCUCAUAUAGAAAAGGAAAAGCAGUGGUUGGAAAGGACUUGCUUAGAAGACAGGAAGCACAAAGGACACCUGGACGAUAAGCUCUUCAGUUUGGAAACAGAGCUGGUAAAGGCCAGAUCUUCUCUAGGCAAAAGGAACCAUGGACCGCUCUCAUCCCCGGGCUCCAAUCAGAAUUCCACUGUGGAAGAACUGGUCAGCCUUCAAAGCAGCCUGUUGGCUCACAAAAGCCACAUCAAGGCCUUAGAAGAAAAACAAGAGGAGAUGGGGCAGGAGCUGGAAACUGCAAAAGAGGGGCAGCGGAAGGCAUUGGGCCAGGCUGCCGAGGCCAGUCAGAGAGCAGCUGAUUCACAACAGGCCAAUCAAGUGCUGAAUGAAGACAGAGGGAAGCUCCAAGUUGCCUGCAGCAGCAUCAGCCUGGAGAAGGAUCGGCUGGAGGAGAAAGUGAGGGAGCUCAGCCUGAAGUUGGCAUCUGCUGUUUCUGACUGGGAGAGAGUCCUCCAGGAGAAGGUAGCUCUCCACCAGGAGGUCCAACAUCUCACCUUGGAGCUGGAACGUGCGCGGAAACAGCAGGAAGGCUCCAACGACCAAGUCUCAGCCCUCCAUUCAGAGCUCGUCUGUGCCAAGACCCAAGUCAACCACCAGGACAAGGAGAAGGUUCUCAUGGAGGAGGAGCUGGAAUCCACCAGACAGGCAUGCAAAAUGCUCUCUUCCGAAGCAGCCGAGAGCCGCCAGAGGCUGGAAGCCUCUCUGGAGAAGCUCCAUCGCUCUGAAGCAGAGAAGCAGAUCCUUGAGGGCCGCAUCCGGGCGCUGGAGAAUGAGCAGAGCCAGCUGCUGGAAGAGGCGGAAGGGAGGGGAGCCGCUCUGAGUCAAGAGGACAGGAGGAAGCUGGAGGAAGAGGUGAAGGCUCUUCAGGAAACCUGUGCGAAUCUCAGGGAAUCUUGGAGGCUCCUGCAGAGGGAGAAGGACAUCCUGCAGGCUCGUACCCUGGAGCUAGAAGCAGCUCUGCAAGCCAAGCAGGAAGAGGUGGGCAGCCGGCUGGACAGCCAGGAGCACAUCCCCCAGGACAGGAGAGGUCGGCAGCGGCAGCAGACGGCAGCCGCAAAGACCAGGGAGGAGGAGCUGCAGAACAUGAGUGCCCCAGGCCUCUCUGCCAAGGGGCAGAGUCAGGACUCGGAAGCGAAAGUCACCAGGAGCCCCCAGGAAGAGCAGGAGAGCCUGAGACGGCAGCACCAGCUGGUGACCGAGCAGCUGAAAGGGCUUUUCAGGCAGCAACAGGCAGGAUACAAGAAGGAUCCCGGAAGACCAAAGGAAGAAAGUUCAGCGGCUCCUCUGAAGUCACAAGGGAUGCUGACUGUAGCCAAACCCAUUAGGCUUCCUGAGGAAGGUCAGGCAGAACUUCAGGGCGUUCCCGGCACGGGUGGAGAAGCCCAGAGUCUACAGCAGCAGCUGAGAGAGAAAACGGAAAUAAUCACCUCCAUGGCCUCUGAGAUCCAAGCUCUGAAGCAGAAGAAUGAAGCCUUAAUGAAAGCCAAACUGAGGUUCCAGCAACAGAUCCAAGAGAUCGGCAGACUUUCGAAGCAAGGACCAGAAAAGAGCAGGGCCGAGUGUUUGGUUCCCCAGCUCUCCACUAACCCGGACCGGGAUGUGCAAAACGCUCAUGGAUGCAACAACCCUGUGCCUUCGCCCCAAAGGAACGAGCUCAUAUCCUCCAUUUGCGGCAGAGAGAACUGGCCUGCGGCUACACAGGAGGCUCAGCUCCACUCUGGUGCUGAAGAAGAGCGAAGCUGUGUCUCUUCUGACACGAGUGUCGCACAUUUGUCAGCCACAACCUCUGCUGCCCAUGGAAACCUCCUCUCUGCAUGGCCUCGCCCCUCGCUCCCGGGGUCCUCCGGCCCCACUGUGCCUUCUGCAAUUCUUUUGUUGCCCCCCACGACUUCCCACCAAGAAGGCCAGGGCCACCUUGAGGGCGAAGGGACCUUGCUCAGCCCCCGGAGCUCAGCUCUUCUGUCCCCAAGGCCAUUUGGGUCCCCAAGACCAUGGUCCCCCUUUAAAUUCAGAGGGAGCCCCGAACCUUCAGAAGAAGACCGAACUGAAGGAGAGCUGGAGAAACUCUGCCAUAUUUGAACAUGAGGAAAUUCAAUGGGAAGAUCACUUAGAUCAUCUGGGGAGAGUCUCCUUGCAGUACUGUGCCCUGCAGGGUGUCACAGGGCGGUGACUCCCAAAACGGGCUUUUCUGCUAUUGUCCUUCCACCAUGAAGCAGCACCCAUCUUGCCAAGACACCUCUUCUUCUCCCCCAGGCUCUCCUGGAGCAUAAGGCCAGUUUUUAUCUGUAGGAAUUCCCCGAAUUCUUGUUUCUGCAUGCUUUCAUACUACUUUUUUUUACUGGUUUUGUGUGGUAUUUUUGUAGGACUUGUCUUAUUUUUACGGUUAAAUUGUUUUUCAUAUUGUGCCAGAUUCUUGAUCAGCGUCCUAUCCCUAAAGAAGAAAAACGGACUCCUGUGCGGCUCGGAUAACCCUUUUAAACCAUGAUUUAUGUUUUAGGAUGUAAUUAGGUGAUAUCAUCAUUUAUAAAAAAAUUCCUUCAGUAGCACCUUAAAGACCAACUAAGUUUUUAUUUUGGUAUGAGCUUUCGUGUGCAUGCACACUUCUUCAGAUACCAUUUAUACCAUUCAUCAUUUAUGUCUUUUAUUAAUUUAUGAGCAGAGGGCGAUGUUUAUGUUGAAAAUUUAUUGUAUUGUAUGUUGUUGGGUUUUUUGUUUGUUUGUUUGUAAGUUUUUGGCUGUUUUAAAUUUGGAGGUUUAAGUACAUAUAUGUUGGUAUGGGAAUUGUUGUGAUGGGCCAAUGGCCGUAAUAAAUAUCAAUCAAUCAAUCAUAUUGUGUUAUAAUCUUGCAACCUGCCCUGGAAUCAUCCCAAACGGUGGGGCCUCCAAAGGUCAUUUUAUGCAGGGGGGAGAAGUUUGAACCCUCCCAAUUUGCCCUUUCCACUUGGCUUUGCUGGAGCCCCGCACCGCAAAAUUUGAGGAAGUGCAGAUUUAAAAGGCUGCAAUUCAGUUUCCCCUUUGUUUCACGAAGUG
Zootoca vivipara (common lizard) is the source of this 4002-nucleotide messenger RNA. The record is from RefSeq and is a predicted model, not a curated record. NCBI's taxonomy places the organism in Eukaryota, Metazoa, Chordata, Lepidosauria, Squamata, Lacertidae.